AUGUCAACUGCCACAUUGAUGUCGAAAUGCGAUCACAUCCAUCGCACAAAAUGUUUCCUUCAAAGCACAGACACUGCAGCUGUGAAGACAAUACGAAGUGCCGCGUGCUCAGAGCCAGCUCGCUUACACCAAACCAGCCACGGCGCGACUCUAAUCGCAACCCCGCCUCCGGAUCCGGAGCUGGACAUGUUCCUUGCUCCAAACAAAUGA
Parastagonospora nodorum SN15 is the source of this 210-nucleotide messenger RNA. RefSeq lists its product as hypothetical. The coding region runs from base 1 to 210 and encodes 69 amino acids. The record is from RefSeq and is a predicted model, not a curated record. Lineage: Eukaryota; Fungi; Ascomycota; Dothideomycetes; Pleosporales; Phaeosphaeriaceae. The transcript is spliced from 2 exons.